UACCCAAACAACUAUUGCAGUAAUUAAAUUACACUUUAUAGUCAAUGUUAGGGAUUAGAAGCUUAACGGUCAUAAGACCAAGAGCAUGUUUAACUAUUACCAGAAGUUAUGCAGCUCAAACACCAGCUAAAAAAGCAAACAAACCAGAUAAUGAUAUAAGUCAAAUACCACUUAAUCAAAUCUUUGUAUUAACUGAUUAUUAUAUUCCACCUAAAUUUAAAGAUUGUCCAAUAAGUUCAUGGCCAAAAUUAUUUAUAAGAAAAUUAGGUACUAUGGCAUUUUCAACUUAUAGUGUUUUCCGUUAUAAAAUGGAUACAAAAAGACCAAUUAAAUUUAAUUUAUGGAAAGAUAAAGGAAUUGAAAAUUUUGUUAGAGUUAAUAAAUCAUUUGCUAAUGCAUGUAGUAAAAAAGUUAAAGAACGUUCAACAUUUUUAAAUUCUCAAUUAAGUGAAGUAGCAGCCGUUCCAGUAAUUAGUAGUUUAGCAGAAAGAGCUGCAACUUUCCCAGCUGGAGGUAGAACAAGUUGGGAAUUAAUUUCAAUUGAAGGUAAUCCAAAAAUUGUUAAUGUAUUAGCAAUUCCUGAUAAAAUGGAAGUAACUUGUUAUGUACAAAUGGUUAUGAAAUUAUCAACUAAACAAAAAUUUACUGUAAAAUUACCUGAAAAAAAUAUAACUGAAGAGAAAGUACUUACUGAUUAUCUUGUUUUCACAGUUCAUCCAUUUACUGAUGAAGUUAUGUUAUCAGGUAAAUUAUUUGAAUCUGAUCAUUUAAGAAAGAUUACUCCUGAACUUGCAGCUGAUGAUAUGAAUGUUAUGAAAGCAUUCAUGAAGGCAACAUCCGAUAUAUAUCGUACUAAUCCUCGUGCUAAGGAAUAGAUCCUUAUAUCCAUCCACCGAACCAUUGUAAAUAGACUGUAUAUACAUACUAAAUAUAUUAAGUGC
Molecule: messenger RNA, 941 nt
Organism: Scheffersomyces amazonensis
Lineage: Eukaryota; Fungi; Ascomycota; Pichiomycetes; Serinales; Debaryomycetaceae
Exons: 1
Coding region: 45-875 (276 amino acids)
Biological process (GO): protein insertion into mitochondrial inner membrane from matrix
Cellular component (GO): mitochondrial inner membrane
Molecular function (GO): ribosome binding
Source: RefSeq, a predicted model, not a curated record